Messenger RNA from Hyaena hyaena (striped hyena), 2590 nucleotides. It is a transcript of the gene IHO1, whose product is annotated as interactor of HORMAD1 1. The coding region runs from base 83 to 1858 and encodes 591 amino acids. NCBI's taxonomy places the organism in Eukaryota, Metazoa, Chordata, Mammalia, Carnivora, Hyaenidae. Gene Ontology annotation, cellular component: condensed nuclear chromosome. Gene Ontology annotation, biological process: meiotic DNA double-strand break formation; homologous chromosome pairing at meiosis; DNA recombination. The record is from RefSeq and is a predicted model, not a curated record. The transcript is spliced from 8 exons.
AGCUGGAAUACUUCUAUAAAGAAGAACUUUCUCACAUCUAUAUGUGAGGUGCAUGUAUUCUAGGAAGGGCUAAACAUAAGAAAUGAAUUUUAAUGUUUGGAAUAUCAAAGAGAUGCUCAGUAUUCCCUCAGGUUCUGGGACCACUAAUUCCUCUAGCUGGAAUAAUAAUCAGACUGAUCACUCCAGUCUCAGUGAUUCCCAAUUCCUCUUUGGAUCCCAGUUCUGUCCAGAAAGUUCAGAGACUCUGUCAGCACCCUUGGACUUUGGUGUCUACUUGAGACAUCCUAAACAGUCACAACAGAAUUCUCUGGACAGUGAACCUAGUAUUUUCACAAAAUACCAAACAAAACCCCAGCUAUUUGGAGGAAAUACAAAUGAUAGAGGCUUAUUUCCUCUUCCUUUGUCAGUUGGACAAUCAAAGGGCCUCUUGGAACAGUUUGAGGAGAAAAAGAAAAGGGCAAAAGACAAAUGUGACAGUGAGACUGUAUACAACUUCAUUUCCCAUAUCAGAGAAAGCAUUCACCGGUUGCAGGCAUCUGUGGAAAAGUCUGAGGAACAUCUCAGUUCAAGAAGCCAAUCUAUUUUGGAUUGUUUGGAGACUAUGGCCAAGACAUUGCAAGAGACUGUGCAGGCCCAGAGUGAUCUGGUGUUGGGAACUGUGCAUGACAAAGGCAACAUGGAGCAGGUUGUCCUCGAGAUACAGAAGAGAUUUGAUGCUAGACAAGCAGAAUUUAUAGAAAUGAAGUCCGGCCUGAAGCACCUUGAAGUUUUAGUUGCCCAGCAGAGUAAGGACUUCCAGCAGCUGUGUGAGCAGCUAGGCCAGCUGAAUGUGGCCAGUGUCAUAGCAGAGCUGAAGAGACUGAUUUCAGUCCCUCAGGUACCUGGGCAGGUGAAAGACAGCACUUCCCAGACCUCACCACCUCUGGCUCAGAGCCUCAGCUUCACCAGGCAGGACAGAUAUGCCUCUGGGGAACCAGUUACGUGGCAAACUCAGGCCCUCCCUGCUGUCUGGAAUCUUAAUAUGAGCUCCCUGCAGCCUGGGGAGUUUGCUGUCUGUCCUGAGGGAGCAAAAAGUGCUGCUCUCCAGGGAGAGGCUGUGCUGAUGGCAGCUGGAACCGGCAAAAGAAACAGGCAAGUAAAGGACAAGGCAGUGCAGACCAACUGCAAGAAUUGGACUCUGAAUAAUACCAGCUCUGAGAACCAUGGCUCCAGCUCCCCAGGCCACAAAGUGCCUUGUGACAGGAACUGGGUUUCCCAAGGAGCCUCAAGGCUUAUACCCCUGGACUUUGAAUCCAGCAUUAAGAACACCUGCCAAAAAUGUCAAGCUGAAGGUGUGUUUUCGUGUGCCCCUUGCGAACAAAAGUUGGUGACUACACAGAAAGGCACAAUUAUGGAAAGAGGGAGGAAAGGCAAGCAGCAGCAGCCCAGGAAAGCCUGCAGAAGCAGGCUCCUAGCCAGGAAGCAAGAACAAACCCCUAUCAAAGCCUGUGCUUUCAAUUCUAAAUAUCCUCAGCUUCCAGUUUCUGGCCCACAGAGGCUCCCCCUGGAGCAGCAGGAACCCCUUACUCAGUCCCUGCAUCUGUGGGGUGCCAGGACUCCCACAAAACCAGUCAGCCCUGUUCUGAGAGCAACAGUCAUGCCCAGUAAGACAGUGAGGGAAGCGCAGGAGAAUAUUUUGCAGCACAGUGGGCAUUCUUCCCAAGAAAAUAGCCUGCUUUCUAAAAGUUCUCUGGGGGACCACCAGAUGAGCUGGUUCAGUGACCUCCGCCUUGGAAGUUCACAGUCUCCUCUGUGCAAGGAGCCAGGCAAGAGUAUGCUCUAUGAUCUGGGUUUUGACAGCAGUGAUGAUGGCUUUUGACCAGCCCAUAAACUGACUUCAGCUGAUAGUUAAUUGGUCUCAGCUGGAAAGACAAAUUCUAGAACACUGGGGCUGGCUAACAGCAGAAAGUCCCUGCAGCCUGAUUGGAGCCCUCAGGAGGUCAGUGCAGGACAGGUGUGGGGUGGGAGGGCAGCUCUGGCAUUCUGGGUAGCAGGUGCUUCCCAUGACAGGCAUAAGGGAUAAUUGCAUCCUUAUUUAUUGGAGUGAGGUAUGUGAAGAUGGUGAUGAGCUGGCGCAGCAGCCUCAGUGUAAGGCAUCAGGAGGAGGGUGCUGUUUUUGGUGAAAGCAGGGCUGGCCUCCGUAUGGAUACUGAGUGGCAGAAGGGCUCUCACAGAACUGUUACUGUGGCAGCAUGACUCCCAAACAUUUUUGGUCUUCACAGGAUUUCCUACACAUGACCAAUGCCUAUCCAGGCCUCAGGAUUUUUUAGUUACUAUUUUUAUCCAGUUUUACUGUCAGAGCACUUGCAGUUUUUGAUCAGUGGACGUAUUACAGGACACGCUGUCUUCUUGUGAACAGAGAAAUAGAGAAUGUUAAGCUGCCAAUGAAAAAGAGGUGACAUGCACCCAAUAAAUGCCCAGAGCGCCACUGUACACAAGCCACAUAAUCCCAUUUUCCUUCCCAGCUGUUUUUCCCUAUCCUGUUUUCAACCACCUUCAAGCUAAUGAGAGCAUCUAAGGACCCCGCAUUAUUUCCAGAGAGACAUGGGCU